AAUUGAACUGUAGGAAGAAACAGAGAGAGACAGAGGUGUUUGUCAGUGCAGAAAAACAAAAAGGAGAGAGAAAGCAAUGAGAAGGAAAAGAAAGCUGCAGCUCAACAUCACUCCCUAGAUCUCUCUAUCGCUCUCUUUUCGCCCCUCGCACACGGGCGGGUUCGAAGAUUAAUUAUAUUAGCACUGCCACUAACCCACCCACCCCAUCUCUCGCUCUCUCUCUCUCUCUCUCUCUCUAUGAUAAUCAACAAACAGCUGGCGGAGGUGGGGCACUGAGUCAACCCGACUGAGUUAUGGGCUGUUGCGAAUCGUCCGCCUUGAAAGAACCGCACCUGGAAGACAAAAACCACCAGCAACAGCAGGGCCAAAACAACAACCACCGUCCUUACCCGUCCAAUGGAACCGACGCCGUUCCACCAGGACCCGGAGGCGUGCCUGCGUUUUCGGAGUUCUCGUUCGCCGACCUGAAAGCAGCCACCAACAACUUCAGCGCCGACUUUAUCGUCUCCGAAAGCGGAGAGAAAGCCCCCAAUGUCGUCUACAAGGGCCGCCUCCAGAACCAAAACAAUCGUCGAUGGAUCGCCGUCAAGAAAUUCACUAAGUUGGCCUGGCCCGACCCCAAGCAAUUCGCCGAUGAAGCUUGGGGUGUUGGGAAGUUCCGGCACAAAAGGCUUGCUAAUUUGAUUGGGUAUUGCUGCGAUGGCGACGAAAGAUUGCUAGUUGCCGAGUACAUGCCCAACGAUACCCUUGCCAAACAUUUGUUCCACUGGGAAAAUCAGACCAUUGAGUGGGCAAUGCGUCUAAGAGUUGCUCUAUACAUUGGUGAAGCAUUGGAUUAUUGCAGUACUGAAGGUCGUCCAUUGUACCAUGAUUUAAAUGCAUAUAGAGUUCUCUUUGAUGAGGAUGGUGAUCCUCGGCUUUCGUGUUUUGGGUUGAUGAAAAAUAGCAGGGAUGGAAAAAGUUACAGCACUAACCUGGCUUAUACACCUCCUGAGUAUCUAAGAAAUGGAAGGGUAACUCCAGAAAGUGUUAUCUUCAGUUUUGGGACUGUCCUUUUGGAUCUUCUCAGUGGGAAGCACAUCCCUCCAAGUCACGCUCUUGAUAUGAUAAGGGGUAAAAACAUUCUUCUGUUGAUGGAUUCACACUUGGAAGGAAACUUUUCAACAGAGGAGGCAACUGUGGUUUUUGAACUUGCCUCACGCUGCUUGCAGUAUGAACCCAGGGAGCGGCCAAAUACCAAAGAUCUUGUAGGAACACUCGCCCCACUGCAAAAUAAACCUGAUGUUCCAUCUUAUGUGAUGCUUGGAAUUCAAAAGCAUGAGGAAGCACCUCCAACUCCACAACACCCUCUUUCUGCAAUGGGUGAUGCCUGUUCACGGAUGGACCUCACAGCUAUCCACCAGAUUUUAGUGAUGACACACUACAAAGAUGAUGAAGGAACAAAUGAGUUGUCUUUUCAAGAGUGGACCCAGCAGAUGAGAGAUAUGUUGGAAGCCAGAAAGCGAGGGGACUUGGCAUUUCGAGACAGAGAUUUUAAAACGGCAAUAGAUUGUUAUUCUCAGUUCAUAGAAGUGGGAACCAUGGUUUCUCCAACUGUCUAUGCGCGGCGAAGUCUUUGCCAUCUCCUUUGUGAUCAACCAGACGCUGCCCUCAGAGAUGCAAUGCAAGCACAAUGUGUUUAUCCUGACUGGUCAACAGCAUUUUACAUGCAGGCAGUUGCCCUUGCCAAGCUAGACAUGCACAAGGAUGCAGCUGACAUGUUAAAUGAGGCUGCUGCACUUGAAGAAAAAAGGCAAAAGGGUGGGAGAGGAAAUUGAGAAGUAAUCCUGUAAUUUUUUUUUUUCUUUAAGCACAAAUGCUUAACGAAGCAUUUGUUGUACUCAAGUGGUUGUUGUUGUAACAAAACAUGUGGCGUUCAUAUGCGAUGGGAAAUGGAAGUGUAUCAUGCAUUACAAGAAACGGGAAUGUGGUUUUCACCAGGAUGUACCAUAGGGAGAGGGGCAAAACUUGUUUCAUUUGCAUCAACUGUCACGCUAUUUUUUUCUUGGAUUUGAUGAAAUAAUUAUUUGGUUCUUGAUGUGUA
Ziziphus jujuba (common jujube) is the source of this 2083-nucleotide messenger RNA. RefSeq names its product serine/threonine-protein kinase BSK1. The record is from RefSeq and is a predicted model, not a curated record. Gene Ontology annotation, molecular function: protein kinase activity; protein binding; ATP binding. Gene Ontology annotation, biological process: protein phosphorylation; brassinosteroid mediated signaling pathway. The transcript has 9 exons. Bases 294 to 1817 code for a protein of 507 amino acids. Lineage: Eukaryota; Viridiplantae; Streptophyta; Magnoliopsida; Rosales; Rhamnaceae.